This is a messenger RNA of Helianthus annuus (common sunflower), 2092 nucleotides long. Its product is annotated as NADPH-dependent aldo-keto reductase, chloroplastic. NCBI's taxonomy places the organism in Eukaryota, Viridiplantae, Streptophyta, Magnoliopsida, Asterales, Asteraceae. Bases 755 to 1840 code for a protein of 361 amino acids. Gene Ontology annotation, cellular component: cytosol. The transcript has 4 exons. Gene Ontology annotation, molecular function: aldose reductase (NADPH) activity. The record is from RefSeq and is a predicted model, not a curated record.
CUGCGACCUUUUUUCCGGUCCAAUCUCUUCAAAUUCCACUCAUAUGCUACAGUAAUUCCAAAAACGUUUGGCUUCAUUUGAUUUGGUUGUGGGUUGGUUUCACACCACCUGAUUUAGGUGUCACUACUAUUAAUCCUUUGAAUCUUUUCACCCCACCCCACCAAUCACCCUGUCACAUAUCAACCAUUUUGUCCUAUUUCAUAUAUUUUUCCUACUUUAUUUCCUCGAGGAGAUUAAAAUCAUUAAAUUACAUUUCAUUGAUUAUAGUUUACAGCAAACUGUUUGGCGUUUCUUCUUCUUUGUCGGCUGUUCUUUGUUGAUCGGCUGUUCUUUGUUGACCCAUAUUUUUCUUUACCAAAUACUGUCCAAUUUUAGGUACAUUCAUUAGACACUUUGGUUUCACAAAUCAGUUUUGUUUCAAUCAAGAGGUCCAUUUUCCUGGUUCUUACAGUCGAUCAAUCAUUCGUGUUUAGUACUUUGAUUUGUCUGUAAGUGGGUUUCAAUCAAGAUCACUUUUGUUGCUGUUUUUCUCUCAGACAAUUUAUCAAACACCUGGUGGGCGCUUUCUUGGUGGUUAAAGUCUGAAUUUUUUUAGUUGAAUUGUUAUUGGUUUAUACAGUCGAUCAAUCAUUCGUGUUUAGUACUUUGGUUCGUCUAUAAGUGGGUUUCAAUCAAGAUCGCUUUUUGUUGCUGUUUUUCUCUCAGACAAUUCAUCAAACACCUGGUGGGCACUUUGUUGACAAGAUUGUAAGGGAUGAAAGGGAGAUUUGGGGCAUCAGAGACUUAUUUCCUGUUAAAUACAGGAGCCAAAAUUCCUGCAAUAGGGCUAGGAACUUGGCAAAGUGGUGGUGACUUCUGUGUUGAAGCUGUGAAAACCGCUUUAUCGGUUGGUUAUCGUCAUAUCGACUGUGCACACUUGUACGGGAAUGAAGCUGAGGUUGGGGAAGCUUUAACCGAGUUUUUUAGAGGUUCAAUAAAAAGAGAGGAUCUUUUUCUAACUUCAAAGAUUUAUUGUUCUUUGAAUUCGAUUAACAAGAUUGAAAAUUCGGUUAGAGUUUCGCUUAAGAAUCUUGGCGUGUCGUAUUUAGAUCUUUAUUUAAUGCAUUGGCCCGAGAGUUCGGCUUUUGGUGAUGCCACUGAUCCGCCUGCGAAUUCGGGUUCUGAAUAUCGACAGUUUUUGAGUAAGUUGAAAACUGCGUGGAAAACGAUGGAACGGUUGGUUGAAAUAGAUCUUGUUCGCGCUAUUGGAGUUAGUAAUUUUAAUAUACAUCAGAUUAAAGAACUGCUCAAGUUUGCUAAAAUUAUACCUGCAGUCAAUCAGGUGGAAUUACAUCCAUUUUGGAGGCAAGAUGAGCUUGUAAAAUUCUGUCAGUCAAAGUUUAUACAUGUGUCUGCACACACACCGCUUGGAGUACCGACUUCAGCUCCUAAACCGUCUGAAAGUGGAUCAAGUGAAGAAGAUGAACCUGGAACGCCUCGUAUAUCUUUUAGACGUUCCAGAUCGGUUCACGGGCCAAUGCUGAAGCUUUCUGUCGUUGCAGAGAUAGCAGACCGACAUAAAAAGACUCCCGAACAGGUUAUUUUGCGAUGGGGUCUCCAAAGAGGGACAAGCGUCCUUCCAUGCAGUGUGAAGCCUGAGAGAAUAAGAAAAAACAUAGACAUAUUCGACUGGAGUUUAUCCGAUGACGAGUAUCAACGGUUGAACAAGAUUGAGCCACAAGUAUGUCUGUUUGGAAAUGGUCUACUGGAUACUAUCUCAGAGGACAAUGGUUCGAUAUUUAGAAGCGGUCCACUUCAAGCGGUUCAUGAAUCUGAAGAUGAUGUUGAGUUCCACUCAUGAUCGAUGCUGGUUUGUGUGUGUGCGUGUUGAUGUUAAAUAUGCAUAAACAUUUUUUGAUUUUGUUAUGUUAUGGUAAGAUUAAGAUGUUUGUGUUGAUGUUGAUUUGGUGGAUUAUCUUCUUUGGAUUAUAGAUUGUUCUGAAGAUUCUUGUCAUGUACAAAAAUGUCUGUAGAAACAUUGUUGAUGGUGAUGAUUGUAUUGUGUAAAUUUAUCAUAUGUUGGUCAAUCACAUUUUAUAAUUUAAAGAUAAAA